AACGGACGGUGGCAGUUCACUCUCCCUCCCUCUCGAUGAUAAAAGAGGACCGUCACCGAAGUUUUUUUAAAAAAAGAAAAGGGGAAAAAAAGGCAAAAAGGGAACACGAAAUGCCACUGCUGCUGCUACUGUCGCCGCCGACCGCCGCGGCGGCUGGGCCGGCACCGGCGCCAGCGCCAGCGCCCGUCGCCGUCUCGCUGCCCCCGCCUUCUCGGCUACGCGCGUCCCACCUCCUCUUCGCCUUCCCUCGCCUGCGGAAAUACGGCCGCCGGGACCGCGAGCCCGUGGCGACCAGCUUGGGCGAGUUAGAGGAGGAGGAUGAGGAUGACGAGGAGGAGGAGGAGGAGGAGGAGGAAGACGAUGAGGAAGUGGAGGUGGAGGUGGAGGUUGAUGAGGAUGAAUUUCUGAAGAACCGGCCGAAGCCGGUUGGAUUCGGCGCCGGGAAGACGUACUCCACCGACAUCGAGGAGCAGCUUCUCCGGGAGAUGGGUUUGGGCGGCAGGCGGCGCAGCAGCGGAAGCGGGCCGACGCCGGCCAAGAACCGCGCGGCGGCCAACUCGGCCAAGGGAACGGGUGAAGAUCUCAAUGAUGGCGGUGUUUGUGUUCGUGUUUGGAAUCUCCCAAAAAAGAAAAACAUACACAAGGACCUGAAUCUUGCUUUCAAGGGAUUUCCAGGCCUUGUAAAUAUUGAGCCAGCGGUUUCUGCAAACAAGAAGACUCGUGAUCCUAUAUGCAAGGGUUUUGCCUAUCUUAAACUGGAAUCUGUGGAGGCUGCUACCAGGUUUGUUGAACUAUACUCCCAGAAAGCUGUGUCAUUCGGCAAGGUUCAGAAGCCGAUCAGGUGCUGUGUUGUUGAUUCACAAAGCUCUGUUGACUCCCAAAAUCAACAUCCAGUGGUCAGGCAAUCCGUCAACCCGGGUUGAUGGCCAAAAAUUUGGUGGCAGCAAGCUGAAUGACAAAUUGAUCUGUCAGUAACAACCUCUGAGAUAGAGAACUUCAUGUAUAUGGUGUGCUAUGAACACAUUGGCAAUGUCUUGAUUCUUUAAGUGGCUUAGAAAUAGCAUGGAAUGAUAGGCUAGGCUCUGGUCUUCUUUUAUUUUUCUUCCACAUAUAUACAUUUCAAGAGGAAGAACCGAAGAAUACACAAAGCUCAGUUACAUUGGCAUUCCUGCUUGAGCAAAGCUGUAGCUAGUACUGGUGGUAGACGAUUGAUGAUUUCCAGGUAAGUAGCGUAGCAAAAUGUUGAGCUAUACCGCUGUAUGCAUUGAAUUUAGGGAGAAUCCACUCAGUACCACUGAGUUCGUCAAGUUUCAAUAAUAUACCACCGACUUUGUCAACA
Messenger RNA from Oryza sativa Japonica Group (Japanese rice), 1339 nucleotides. RefSeq lists its product as uncharacterized. The record is from RefSeq and is a predicted model, not a curated record. NCBI's taxonomy places the organism in Eukaryota, Viridiplantae, Streptophyta, Magnoliopsida, Poales, Poaceae. Gene Ontology annotation, molecular function: nucleic acid binding.